This is a messenger RNA of Myiozetetes cayanensis, 1574 nucleotides long. RefSeq names its product bridging integrator 2 (gene BIN2). Gene Ontology annotation, biological process: phagocytosis, engulfment; plasma membrane tubulation; podosome assembly. The transcript has 11 exons. Lineage: Eukaryota; Metazoa; Chordata; Aves; Passeriformes; Tyrannidae. The coding region runs from base 31 to 1521 and encodes 496 amino acids. Gene Ontology annotation, cellular component: podosome; plasma membrane; cytoplasm. Gene Ontology annotation, molecular function: phospholipid binding; protein binding. The record is from RefSeq and is a predicted model, not a curated record.
GGGGGAGGGAGGGACGAGCGAGUCACGGCCAUGGCCGAGGGCAGGGGUGGCGGUGGCAGCGCCGGCCUCUUCGCCAAGCAGGUCCAGAAGCACCUCAGCAGGGCCCAGGAGAAGGUUUUGCAAAAAUUGGGCAAAACGGUGGAAACCAAAGACGAGCAGUUCGAGCAGAGCGCCUACAACUUCCACCUGCAGCAGACCGAGGGGCACAAACUCUACAAGGACCUGAAGGGAUUCGUGGGGGCCGUGAGAGCCAUGCACGAGAGCUCGCGGCGCGUGGCCGAGACGCUGCGGGACAUUUACAGCCCCGCGUGGGACGGGCACGAGGAGCUGCGCGACAUCGCCGCCAGUAACGACCUCCUGUGGGACGAUUACGAGGCCAAGCUGUGCGACCAAGCCCUGCGGCUGAUGGAGAACUACCUGGCGCAGUUCGGGGACUUCAAGGAGCGCAUCGCCAAGAGGGGCCGUAAAUUGGUGGACUACGACAGCGCCCGGCACCACCUGGAAGCGCUGCAGGGCGCCAGGAAAAGGGACGAGGCCAAAAUCGCCAAGGCCGAGGAGGAGUUUAACAAAGCCCAGGCGGUGUUUGAGGAUCUGAACAGGGAGCUGAGGGAGGAGCUGCCCCUCCUCUACGGCAGCCGCAUCGCCUGCUACGUGACCGUGUUCCAGAACAUCUCCAACCUCCGCGACGUCUUCUACAAGGAGAUGAGCAAGCUGAACAGGGAUCUCUACGAGGUGAUGAGCAAACUGGAGAAGCAGCACUCGAGCAAGGUGUUCAUCAUCAAAGGCGUGCCCAGCAACCGGCGCUCGCUGAUCAUCUCGUCUCCCGUGAGCCCCCCGGCGAUGUUCCCCUGCCCGGACACACCGGUGACACCGGUGACACCGCCCGGGGGUGACAGCGCCACCGCUGAGGCCACCACCGCCAACGGCGACCUGGGCGCCGUGUCCCCCGGGCCGCCCCCCGCCUCUCCGGCCAGCGAGGGGUCCCUGGACACGGGCUCGGUGUCCAGCGAGGACACCCCGGAGGGGGACCCCGCCCAGGGGACAGCGGGGACAGCGGCGGUGUCCGGAGAGGACACCCCGGAGGGGGACCCCGCCCAGGGGACACCGUCAGUGUCCGGAGAGGAGGACACCCCACAGCGCGACCCCCGCGGGGCAGGGGACGCGGGUGACACCCAGGGGGGUGACAGCGGGGCGCGGGGGGACCCCGAGGGCGUCGCCACCUCGCUGGCGUCGCUGAUUUUGUCCGAGGCCAUCGCCCAGGCCGCCGGCCCCGCGGCCCCGGAGCCGGGGACAGCCGCGGUCACCCGCGGGGAGGGCGGCGAAGGGACCUGCGUGUCCCCAAGCCCCGGUGUCCCCCGCGAUGCCGUCCCGUGUCCCCCGGAGCGCGGGGAGGGCGCGGACAGCGCGGAUUUCGAGCCACAGGGCUGUCCCGGGACACCCGAGGAGCAGGACACGAGCCGGGACACCCCACGCGGUGAAUCCCCCACGCAGGACCCCCCCGAGCCCCUCAGCACCCCGUGAGCCCGCGGCCAAACGGGGCGUCUCCCCCAAAUUCCUUCCUCGCCGUGCCCUUC